AUCGUGCAGCUCUCAAGCAACUCAUCAGUCGUCAGUGAACGUCGUCGCGAGUUGGUGUCGUCGGGAUCGGGAUUAUCGGGGAUCGAUUACUGUUGUGUUUCCGUUUUUAUCUUUGCGAAGGGAGUUCUCAAUAUUUUGACAGCGCCAAGGGUCAUUAGCAAAGGCAGGAGGAACGAAACAAAACAACAAAAUAAUAUUAAAUAUUUAAUAGUAUAGUUUCGGUGUGUUGGAGUUUAUUUGCGUCGAGGUGGGAAAACGAAUCCCGUGCACGAACAGGCAGGAAAGCAAGUGCCUGCGGUAACAGCGGGACAGGCAUUUUCUUUCAAAAUUUUCCGAAUCAUAUUUCGCUUACUUGGGAGUGUGUUCUGUUGCGCCUCUGUGGUCAGUGAAAUUGGAAGUUUAUCUGUGUGGAAGUGAGAGUUUGCUGGCCGAUGUCGGCGGUCUUGUAAUUUCCGUGACAAAGCAGAUUGUUCGGGUGUUGGAUAUAAAUAACGCACACGAAACCUCCUCCGUUCCGGAUCCUUACCGUAGGUGUACUACGCCUGUGCCGGAAGUAUUUGUGCUGAAGAAAAUCGGUCAAAAUAAUCUCACAACUGCAGCAGUUUCGAACGAUGGCCGAGAAUAAAGGAAUUUUGCUGGCGAAAUCGGUCCAGAAGCAUGCUGGUCGGGCAAAAGAAAAGCUUUUACAAAAUCUCGGCAAAGUUGACCGCACUGCAGACGAGAUUUUCGAUGAACAUCUGACCAACUUCACCCGACAGCAGAACAGUGCCACUAGACUACAGAAAGAGUUCAACAACUACAUCAGAUGCGUGCGAGCUGUUCAGAGCGCUUCCAAAAGUCUGAUGGAUGCCAUAAACGAAGUGUACGAAAGCCAGUGGACCGGUUCGGAGGCACUGUACGCGCAAACCAACACAGUCGAAGUGCUAUUCCAGGAUUUUUCGCACAAGUUAGGUGAUCAAGUGCUGAUACCGCUCAAUACGUACACCUCGCAGUUUCCAGAAAUGAGAAAAAAGAUCGACAAACGAGGCCGAAAGCUGGUGGAUUACGACAGUCAGCGACACUCCUUCCAGGGCCUGCAAGCAAAUGCUGCCAAACGCAAGGACGAUGUUAAGAUCACGAAGGGCCGCGAACAGCUAGAUGAAGCGAAACGCACCUACGAAAUACUUAACACUGAACUGCACGAUGAACUGCCGGCACUGCACGAUUCGAGAAUACUAUUUCUGGUGACAAAUUUGCAAACCCUGUUCGCAUCCGAGCAGCAGUUCCACAGCGAAACGUCCAAGGUCUACGCCGAACUAGAAGCGAUCGUCGACAAGCUGGCCACCGAAUCCCAGCGAGGCUCGUAUACGCUCAAGAAGAUUACUGCUAACUCAACUCCGUCCAGUCAACCGCAGUCCCCAGUGAAAGCGAACUUGUCGAUUGUAAAUAACAUUACCAACGGAUCUGCCAAUGCAAACGGACCUACAUCCCCUUCACCAUCAAUUUCGCCCAGCUCAGAACAGCACGCGGAUGAUUUGGAACCCUCCUAUCAGAACACAGAAGUCGUGAAAUCCACCAGUGCUGCUUUGCGAUCAUCCCCAACAACCACCACCACCACCACUAAUAAUAACAAUAUCGAAGACCCAUCGCAGCCACCAGUGGCACCGCCUAAAACGCCUGCGCCGCUCACUAGCGAGAAAGUAACAACAAAUGGUACGGAUCUCGAUCACGAUACCAGCAGCCAUACGCAAAAUAACAUACCAGCAACUAUCGCAGCUGAUUCCAUCACUAGUCUACCGCCUGUUCCAGUGGCUGAAAUCCAGCCUAAUUCGUCGCGCUCACCAUCACCCACAACGCCUACUACUGCUGGCGCUGCCGUUUCGCAAUCAAGUAAUACCAAUCAGCAUCACCAUCACCUAUCGUCAUCUUCAACAUAUCAUCAUCCCCAUUCUCACAACCAUAACUACCAUCAUAACGCCAACGAAACGAGCACCCAUGCGGUUGGUCCUUCAUCCCUAACGUCGACUUCGUCCACGGCAUCCUCAUCGGAGCAACACGGCAUACCGCACUACGCGACGCUGCCUUCCAAUCCUAUCGGACCGUUAUUGAUUUCCAAUGGAUCCCAUCCAGAGUCCCAACAGCACAUCUACAGCAAUGUUGCUAACAACACUAGCCAUAACAAUCUGAAUAACAUUAACAACAACGUAAGCAAUAACGAUAACAGUAAUUUCACCAAUGGUAAAACUACUACUACUAGCACUCACCACAACAAUAAUAACAGUAAACCGGAAGAACUCUAUGAUAUUCCCGUUGGUGCUACAGCAACCGAUCUGCCACCGGGAGUGCUGUACCGGGUGAAGGCCACCUACAAGUAUGUCCGGGAGGAUGUCGACGAGCUGAGCUUCGACGUCGGUGACACCAUCAACGUGAUCGAGUACGAAGACCCGGAGGAUCAGGAGGAAGGCUGGCUGAUGGGGAUCAAGGAGGGCUCAAACGACAAGGGCAUGUUUCCGGCCAACUUUACCCGGCCGCUUUAAGUUUGCCUUUGGGGUUAGAGAAAAGCAACAGAAUAUAUAGGCAUAUGUUGCUUGAACAAGAAACCACGCCACUCCAUAACACGACCCACAUUUGACCAACAAUGAUAAUGAAAUCGAUUGAACUAAAGAUGGUUUUAUGAUUUGAUAUUUUAUAUCGCGAAUCGAUACGAUGGAGAGAACUAUGAUCAGGCGUGUAAUGUAUGGUGAAUGAGCCAACUAACAAUUAGGAUAGCAAAGUUUAUCUCGGUAACGCGAACAAUAUAAUUAGAAUGAGAUAACUCUCAACACACUGAAGCUAACAACUGAAAGCGAUUCGUAGGGCGAGGUAGAAUGACGUGCCUUUAAAUUUGUUAAUUCAAAAGUAUGGCAUUUGCCGAGAUAAGGAAACCAAACGCAGAAAGGAACGAACUAGAUUGUGUCGCCGACUGGAAAUGUCUAUUGCUUUCCACCACCACCUUUUGUUCUGUUUGUCUAAUCAUUAAGUUGUUAACACAGUCCUCGGUAGGAAUAAUACAAUUAUUACGUCUUUUGUUUAUUUUUUUGUUUUAUAUUGUAUUGCGAGAAAAAUAUGUGGCAGUUCACGAACGAAAAUCUCAUUUUGAUAAGCAUGAUUGCAAAUAUUCUGCUGGUCUUUCCAAGUCUUUAUUGUAGUUUGUGUCAUUUUCGGAAAAUAAUAAUUUCUGAGUCAGCGAUUCGAAAUCGAAAAACCUGUAAAUAUGUUUAAAACCGCAAACAUCCCGAUGAACAAGUUCAAAUUGAAGCAAUAACACAAAGUUUAGUUCAACCGAUUCGAGCUGCCAAAAUCAUCGAUAAGCAACAAAAAUCACUCCCUCAUUUUGCCAACUCUGCAACGUAGUACAUAAUAUUAUGUAAAUAGCCGAAUUUGAAGUGGGUUCACUGUAAAAACAAUAAAAUCAAAAUCCAAUACAAGCCAAAUUUACUUCCGUUAUAAAAGGUCGUACUUCUUCUAUCACUAUACACAGCACAUAAAGGGUGUUGAUUGAAGCAAACACUUUACAGAGGGUACCAUACCGUGAAUGCGCACCGCGGUGCAGUCCAAACGGUAGAUAGAAUUGAUCAAUGCAUUUUUAUUAGAAAAUCACAAACGAUCGAGCCCAAUUUGAGCGCAAUUCUGCACAGCCCGCACAUAGGCCCCAUAGCGUAAGAAACCCGAGCAUACGUGCAGUGGCAUAUUCUGAAUUUAGAUAAACACGUUUCAUAGUGAUUCUCGAAUAAUGCUUUUUCUUUCGACUCUGCUCGCCUAACGAGAGAGGAGUUUUUAAAUCGCGAUUUUCACCCCGCACUAGAUCUAACGGAAAGCUGCCUGGUAUCUCUUCUUUUGCCAGGUCUGCCACUUUGUAGAUUAACUGAUCGAGCCAGAGAGCUUCAUAUUUUGUUAAUGUAGAAACACGUCUUCUCUUCCUUAUUUACAUUACUGUUAUGUUAUUAUUUCUGAAUUACAACUGUUUUUAUUGUAUUUGAUAAUUUUAUCUUAUUUAACAAACAAAAGCUAAAUUAAUAACUUAGUUGAGUAAUAAUAGAAAACUUGAAGCAAGCCAACAAAAUCAAUUGUUGAAGUUGUAUUGACGAAGCAGAAAAAAAUCUACACAUAAAAAGUAAACCCAAGCAGUUCGGAAUUGAAGCGAGGAACAAAAAAAAAAUAAUUAGAAACGAGGAGAAUUCGGGCAACCUAUUAUUGAAGGAAAUGAUAUCUAUUGAAGAUCAAGAGCUAAUAUAUUUCAAGUAAAUCUAUUAAUAAAAAUGAUAUGCUAAGGAUAACGUUAACAAUAAACAGAUGAUGGAUGAACCCUGUGUACAA
This is a messenger RNA of Topomyia yanbarensis, 4335 nucleotides long. RefSeq names its product myc box-dependent-interacting protein 1 (gene Amph). NCBI's taxonomy places the organism in Eukaryota, Metazoa, Arthropoda, Insecta, Diptera, Culicidae. Gene Ontology annotation, cellular component: cytoplasm; plasma membrane. Gene Ontology annotation, molecular function: phospholipid binding; protein binding. The record is from RefSeq and is a predicted model, not a curated record. The coding region runs from base 612 to 2516 and encodes 634 amino acids. The transcript has 10 exons.